Messenger RNA from Monopterus albus (swamp eel), 4626 nucleotides. RefSeq names its product EH domain binding protein 1-like 1b (gene ehbp1l1b). The coding region runs from base 651 to 3524 and encodes 957 amino acids. Gene Ontology annotation, molecular function: protein binding. NCBI's taxonomy places the organism in Eukaryota, Metazoa, Chordata, Actinopteri, Synbranchiformes, Synbranchidae. The record is from RefSeq and is a predicted model, not a curated record. The transcript has 24 exons.
GCUCUGUGUGUUUGUAGACACAGAGCCUGGGCCUGUAUGCCUUGCAGCCCGCAGGUCUGAGCCUGCAGAGCUGAUUAAGUGAAAUAAUCAGUCAGAUAAGAUUGUUCCAGUGACACAGACAGUCAGGACCAAAGUCUAUAGGUACGACUGAAGACAUAACUUCACAAAUGGCUCUCACCGAGGAAAGGGGGAGGGUGAGCUCAUUCUGGGGGCAUCGGGCCUAGAUUACAAGAACCCCAGGUUUGACUCAGCCGCGUUUUGUGUCCAUGUGAAUUACUGCCAGAGAGGGAGAGAGAGAGAGAGAGAGAACUCCUGCAGUUGUUUGGUUGAAACUGCAGUUUCGCACCGGACGUUUAUAUCCUGUGUGAAUGGCUGAGCGGAAUUAGUUUCUCUUUGCUCCUGUCAUAACAGCCAGCUCCGUAUCCUAUGUAACUAUUUCUGUUUGGUACAUGGCGACAGUUCUCAUUUUGUGCACGCUUGAUUCAACUUAUUGCUAAUGAGCGCAAGUCGCAGCUUGUACGAGGCUCAGCAGCAGCAAACCUUUUGACAGACCAGAGGCAGCGGACGAAGUUGGAUUACUGUUGCGCUGGGGAGUGUGCCAUAUCCUUGUUUCUCCUGUUUUUUAAAGUUUUAUUUUCCCAGAAGAAGUUAUGACUUCGGUAUGGAAAAGACUGCAGCGAGUUGGUAAAAAGGCUUCGAAGUUUCAGUUUGUGGCUUCUUAUCAGGAACUCGUUUUGGAGUGCUCUCAGAAAUGGCAACCAGACAAACUGAGAGUGGUGUGGACUAGGAGGAACAGGCGUAUGUGUUCCAAGCUCCACAGUUGGCAGCCUGGAAUCAAGAACCCCUACAGGGGCAUGGUGGUGUGGCCUGUCCCAGAGAACAUUGACAUCGCUGUUACACUCUUCAAGGAGGCCAAUGCUGAUGAGUUUGAGGACAAAGAGUGGACCUUUGUUCUUGAGGGUGAGAACAGAGGGCGCCGAAAGGUGCUGGCAUCAGCAGACAUCAAUCUGAAGCGGUUUGCCAGUCCGACGCCGACCCAGACUGACCUGAUGCUGAGGCUGAAGCCGCUCUCUGUCAAAGUGAUGGAGGCCACGCUCAAGCUGUCGCUGUCGUGUGUCUUUGUUCGUGAGGGGAAAGCCACUGAUGAAGACAUGCAGAGCCUGGCCAGCCUGAUGAGCGUCAAACCCGCAGACAUUGGCAACCUGGACGACUUCAAUGAGAGUGAUGAAGAGGAGGACAAGAAGUCUGUCACUGCUACAGCUCCACACACUCUAACUCGCCCAAAUCGCCCCGCUCCCCCUCCACCUGACAAACGAAACUCUACUGGACCCACUUUCCCAGCUUCAGUUCCUGUUACAUAUCAACGGCGCCCCCAAGAGGUUCAAAUCACAGAUGAUCCUGCUUCAGUGUCUGUUCGUUCCCACAUUUUCAGGCCUCAGAUUGUCAAGUCAAUCGACCGCCCCACUUCUCCCUCACCUUUUUUUGCUGAUGCUUCUCCUCUGGCUUCAACACCUGAUGCCCCCAAAUCUCUCCCCUCUAGCACAAAGUCAGGUUCGACAUCCCCUCCAAGUCAAGUAGACAAAGAAACGACUCCAAAACCUCGGAGCCAUGGUGAAGAAGUGCCCAAGGUCACAAUCACCAACCAGCCAAUCAGACCAGCCCAGGACAUAAAGAUGUCCAUCAACGAAAACAAAACUGAACCAGAAAGAAUCAGCUCACACAAUGAAGAUGCUGCUGAGGUAGACAGCUCUGUCAGGCACAAGCAGCAGCCAAUCACAGCCAAAGACUCAGAAACACAUCACAUAGCCCCACCACCUGCUCAGCCCAGUGCACCAGCAGUUAAAGAGACAUUCAAAGAGCCAGAGGGACCCAGCAUGGAACCCGCAACCUCACUCCAAGUCUCCCACAAACCACCAGCUGAACGCACAGCUCUGGCACUGGAGACCCUGCUGCCCUCAAAGCCAGAACCAGUUCUCCAGUCAUUAGGAAAACCACAGCAGCAAACAUCCGAUGAGGAGAAACCAGCUGAUGCCAUAGCUGGUGGUCAGCAGAGUUUCAUCAACAACAAGGAACCAGUGUGCGAGGCGGAAAAGCAGCUGUGGGCAGCUGUGGAGGAGACCACAGUGGAGACAGGAGCAGAAAACGGGAUGGAAAGUAGUGAGAGCACUGAAGCAAAGGAUGAGAAGGAGGAGGAAAGAGGGGGGCUAAAACACCAGGUGACCGACGUCCCUGAUGGUCGACUUACUGCGUUAUCAGAAGAAGAAUCCUCAGACAUUAAGAGGCCUGACGCGAUUCCAACUGUUCGAGAGGCAGCUGAUGGGAAUGAUGACACAGCUGAGGACCUGGUGAACUCCAGCCAGUCACUGCUUCAGUGGUGUCAGGACAUCACCAGCGGAUACCAGGGGGUGAAGGUCACAAACUUCAGCACGUCAUGGAGAAACGGCCUGGCCUUCUGUGCCAUCCUACAUCACUUUCAUCCUGAUAAAAUAGAUUUUGGCCAGUUAAAGCCCCAUGACAUCAAGCUGAACAACAAAAAGGCGUUUGAUGGAUUUGAGGCACUAGGCAUUUCUCGUCUGCUGGAGCCGUCCGACAUGGUUCUUCUCUCCAUCCCCGACAGGCUCAUAGUCAUGACCUACCUCAGCCAGAUCCGCUCACACUUCACCAAUCAGGAGCUUAGCGUGCUGCAGAUAGAGCACAACAGCAGCCAGUCCAGCUAUGGCCUCGCCCCUUCUGGUCCUGCUCCCACAAACGUUGACGCCGCUGCAUUUUGCAUGGCCAGGCUGAAUGAAGGAGUGAGUCUAGAGGAAGGAGGGACCAGCACGUUGGCUGUUCCACCACCAAGGUCCAAACGACCGGUUAAAGUGGAUGAGAAAAUAACCCCUGUCCCACCACCAAGGGCAGCUGCAAAGGCCGUGAAAUCUGGACCGAUUCAGGAUAAAGAUAAAACGACAAUCUCUGCCACAGAGAGCACUAAGAAUACAGAGCUGCAGAGUGAAGCUGAGACCCAGCCUCCCAAACAAGAAGCAGAAACAAUGGACACCAGCCAGUAUGUGCUGAGUGAACUUGCAGCAUUGGAGACAGAGCAGAAGCACAUUGACAGCAGAGCUGCCGUAGUAGAAAGACGACUUCGAAGCCUUAUGGAAACGGGAAGUGACCGUGAUGAAGAGGAGAGAUUGAUCCAGGAGUGGUUCACUCUGGUGAACAAGAAGAAUGCUCUGAUACGCAGACAGGACCACCUAGAGCUACUGCAAGAGGAGCAGGAUCUAGAGAGGAGAUUUGAGCUUCUGACCAGAGAACUGCGGGUCAUGAUGGCUAUCGAAGACUGGCAGAAGUCAUCCACUCAGCAGCAGAGGGAGCAGCUGCUCCUCCAGGAGCUGGUGUCUCUCGUCAACCAACGGGAUGAGAUCAUCAGAGACAUCGACGCCAAGGAGAGAGGGGCACUGGAGGAGGAUGAGCGUCUGGAGCGAGGUCUAGAGAUGAGGAGGAGAAAACACAGCAACAAAGACAAAUGUAUCCUACAGUGAGAAGAAAGGACAAGCACAAACAGCUUUUACUGCUGAGCCCCCGAAAUGCUGAAAGAUUUUAUUUUUGUAUUUUGUUCUUAAUUUGUGUGCACAACUUAUUCUCUAGUGUGUUUUGGAUAAAGACAUAUCUAUUAGACUUUGGAGACUCGUAUUUUCCUUUUUAAGUGCCUUUAUUUUUCUGGAGAGCUGCUAGGUUAGGGCUGCAAACUACCUUUUUUGACAGUGUUAAAAAUGAAUAUCUGUUCAAGCAAUUGUUUUCAGUUUGACUUAAUAUAAUUUUGAUUAUAUUCACCUUUAUUUAUUUAAAUACUGCAAUUGCUGUACAUCUGUUGUACAUAUGUCAUUUUGUUUGUGUGUAUAUUCUGUGACUUCACUGAGUAUUUGAACUCUGGAUCUUCCUGUUCCUUCGGGAGAGAGGACGGGUUCAGUUUGUCAUGACAAGCUUGUCAAAAUGCACCGUAGCCCUGUAAAUGUUCUGCCAAAAAAUUACAUGUGUUUAUGAUGUGCACAAAAAUUUGUUCUCUUUCCAGUAAUCUCCACCUUGAAAUAAAAAGAAAUCUGUUAACAGAUAAAACAUUUCAUAUAUGAAAACUACAUGUGCUAAGUUAUGAGCUGGACGCAACUCGAACCCACAGUGCUGUUAGUACAUGCUACGUUUUCAGCUGCAGGGUGACGACCUGACGAUGUGACGAUGCAAAACAUGACAAUUUGAUAAAGUCUGAAAACUCUUCACAUUUUUAAAUAUUUUACUUUUUUUAAAGAUAUGUUUUUCCUGAUAAGGAGUUAUCAAAACCUUGUAUGCACACAAAGGAUGCUCAAGAUUGUUUUUAGCUGAAAGCAUUUAUUUAAAGAUAGACCCUGUGUGCCUUAAAUCACUCAUGUAUGGUUGUGAUGCCCAUGCCUGCUUUAUUCACAGAAAUGAACAUACCUCCUUUGUGUUGUUUGACUACUGUAUGCAUGCAUUUUGAGGUGUACUGAUAAAAUGGUACUCUGCUUCACAUCACUGCUCGCUACCUAUCACACACUAGAUGUGGUCUGUGUUUGAGAUGAAGACGUUGGUGAAUGAUGAUAAUUAUGAUGGAAAAAAAUAAAUAUUGGUUGG